AUGUAUGCUUUUGUUAGAUUCUUUGAAGACGAUAUGUGCUACGCGUUACCCGUUUCAAAUGUCGAAGAUUUCAGACCUCUGCACAAAACAGAUUUUGAUAAUCAGAAGGUGUAUCUGGUUCACAGAACUGAAGAGAAUGGCAGCGCAGGCCAGCCGUGCGAAGCACAGAUCCUUGCCCUUGCAGAUACAGUAGAAGAAUUUGAAGACAGUAUAACACAAAAGAAGAUGAAAAUUCCCAAGAUGUCCACGAAGAAUUCAGGAAACUCCAUUGAGAACAAUUUUGGAGAGGAAAGAAUGCCACUCAGGCACAAAAAGGCCCUGUCACAGGACCAUGGACGCCCCCUUUCUAACUCAUCCAAGAGCCUGGCAGCAGUAGUUGCUCGCCUGGAGAGAAAUGCUGCCAGCUCCUGUAUGGAGGGCGAAGAGGACCUGGAUGAGGAUCGACUGGCUGAGGUGGGAGAGGAUGCCGAUGAUGAGGAUGAAGAUAUGGAAGCAGAGCAUCAGCGACAUCAUCACCAGCAGCAACAGCAGCAUUUGGCAGUGGACACAGAUUGUGUGUCUGAGGUAGCUGCCGCUGUUGUUCCCAGAGUUCUGUACGAGGAGCUGGUUCACAGCUACAGGCAACAGGAGGAGGAGAUGAGGAGGCUGCAGCAGGAGCUAGAGAGAACCCGUAGACAGUUGGUGCAGCAAGCCAAGAAGCUGAAGGAAUAUGGCAGCUUGCUGACAGAAGUCAAAGAACUGAGGGACUUCAACAGGAGACUGCAAGAUGUACUUCUCAUGAGAUUGGGCAGCGAGCCUAUGCAUGACAAUGGCACUCAGACAAUCAAGGCUGAAGUGGUUGAACCUAUUGUUGAGGCCCAGGAGACAUGCAGAGAAGAAGCCAACACAAGUUCCAGCUACUCCCCCUCACCUAGAACAGUAUACACCUGCAAUGAUGGGAAGGUACACCUUGGUGGUGGGAUCUGGGUGGAGGAAGAGAAGUGGCACCAGCUGCAGCGAACCCAGGGAGACUCUAAGUUCACAAAGAACCUAGCUGUAAUGAUUUGGGGCACAGAAACCCUCAAAAACCGCAGUGUCACUGGAGUGGCAACUAAAAAGAAGAAGGAUGCCCUGCCAAAACCUCCACUGUCACCCAGCAAGCUGAAGAUUGUUAGAGAGUGUCUCUACGACAGAGUGUCUCAAGAGACAGCCGACAGUGCAGAGAUAACGCAGAGAUUGUCCAAAGUGAACAAAUACAUUUGUGAAAAGAUAAUGGACAUCAACAAGUCCAUCAAGAAUGAGGAGCGGCGGGAGUCCAAGCUGCUCAUCAGACAGACAGUCAAGAUGGAGAACUUCACCUACGAUGGCAUAUAGUAAUCAACUGUCACGCCAGCGCCUUCUGCCCCCGCGUGGUCUGCAGGAUACUGAGGGGACUUGGUAUGGGUGGUUGGGGGAUGCUGUAAUUGUUUCAGGAAUGGUCAUAUGUCUUUGGAUUGGUUAUUAUUUGAAAUGUUUAAACAAAGAGCCCCCCCCCACCCCCACCCCCUCUAAAGAAGGACCAUCACAUUUUUAUUAGCCCACUCUUCUAAUUGGCUGACAGACAGCUUUACCCACCAGUUAGAAACCGAACAUGUGAACUAAUUUGAUAUAGGCUGGUAUGAGUGUUUUUAUAAGCUUUACAGUGGCAUUGGUACAGAGAUGUGGAUUCUUGAGGUGUGUGCAUAUGUGUCAAAAGCGAAAUUAGAUGUGAUUAUUAAUUUAUUGUUCUGUGUCAGAACAUAAUUGUUGAGUCCUUGAACUUUUAAAAAGUAAGAGAUUAUUUCCCUGGGUGAACUGUUCUGAUGGUAUGAAGAUGAUGCUAGUUUGCAUUAGAUCUUGGAUGUGUGAACUGUUGACUGUUAUGGUGACUACCCAAUAACUGCUGGGAGUUGGUGCGGUUGGUAAUUAUUAACAGCCAUAUUUCAUUUUCAUUUUGCAGCAGAGAUUCUGUUGCUCCUAAAGAGAUUAAUUAUGAGUGUGUGUGCUCCCACUUAAGUGUGGGUCAGUCGCAACAUAUAACUUUAUUAUAGACGGCUUACUGAGAUUAAAUGGGAAGUAUGACUCUGUUGAGUCAUAGAGUGCUGUAUUUGUCUUUUUAUUUUUUAUAUUGACCUUUAGGUUAGAAAUAUUUGCCAUCCAUGAGGGAGCACAAGAAAUGUUUUGAUUGGAUAUUUGUGUUCUACUCCUAAUCAAACAUGUGACUUUUUAAGGAAGCUUGACUGUUGAGUUGCAGUGGUACAGGCAUGUUGACACCUGGAAAGGCCUUAAAUGGAUCUGGCAAUCACCAGGGACUGAUAAGCUCCUGAGUUUUCUAGUAUGCUGUGAUUGUAAAUGUAUUGUAAGCUAAAGUCAUGAAGCUUUAUCUGCACUUUGCUGUGAGAAUGUAAGGGGUGGCCAGGUACUAUUUUCUGUGUAGUUCACACCAUUAAAUUUAGCUGUGCCGGACUGCUACCAAGAUGAAAAUUGAGGCACAGCUCUGCACGGUCCAGGUCAUCUUCUUGUGGAAGUAGUGUUAGCUAUGGGUAAAGCUGUCUGGAACAUUAUUUUGCUGUUGAAGCUGUCUGGCCCUGCUGAACCCCAUAAUAACCCCCUCUUGUUUAAGCCACGCCACAGGGGAAAAAAGUAAGGUUGCUCCAGUGACAACAUCCCCUGAGCUAUGCCAUCAGAACUUUAAAAUUUAGUCUCUUGUAUGUUUUUUCAUGUUUUUUUUUCUUCUUCUUCUGUUAUAUAUAAUUUUUUUUUUUUUUUUUGGAUCCAAAAUGGCUUGGGUGGCAGUCUGCAGGCUGGAACUAAACGCUGCAGAUUGAAAUCUCAACUGUGACCUAGCUGUGGCUAACUGUGAAUCUACUGCAGAGCUGCUCAUCAAGCCUUUCUCCUCCUCACAGUCUAGAUUCUCGUUUGUCUGUUGAUUUAUUUUUCUGUAUCAUAUCGUCUGUCUUGGUUUUUGUUAUUUCAAAAGUUCAGAUCAGCCUUUUCUUAAGCUACUUUACUUCAGUGUACAUAAACAACUCUUUAUUUUUUUCCACCAAACAUUGAUAUUUGAGUUUGUAGUCUUGUUACGGUUUCAAGCUUCUGGUCAAGUUUGGUUUAGCUAAUUGAUGUUGUAAUUCCACAUUACCUAUCAAUUUCUUGUGUUUCUUUGUACACUUCUUUUUUUUUUUAAUUUUUAUAUGAAUUGUUGGCUUUAAGCUUGACGUUGUAAUCAAACGUAGAUCAGUGGAUUCUACAAACAGAUGGAAAAAAAAAUCCCUCCCUCUUAAGCCAAACUGAUCUCUGGAAAACGAGACGAGGCUUUUCUUAACACCCAAUUUUAGCCGAGCCCAUAUGUUAUAUUUACUAUAUCUGAUAUUUGGUAAACCUCACAGGAUCUACCUGAUGAUCUGCCAUAGUAAGAUGAAAUUCUGUAUUGUUAAACCAUUGCACUCUAACGGUUGAGAUGCAGUAGUUAGAUCAACACAAAUCAUAUACAUUGAAUGCACUUUAAAUGGGCAAAUUCUUCAAUCUUAAAGAAAUGUAUUUGUGGUAUUUGUCCUUUUUUCUUUUUUUUUUCAUUUUUAAAAAAAAAAAGUCUUCAUAGAUUAAGGCCUAACAAUCAUUGUGUUAUCAUGAAGCACCUUAAAACAUUUUUUUGUUUAUGGUUUAUUAUGCCAAGAAUGAGUUUUGGUACAUUUAGUUUUGUCUGUCAGAUUUGCCCCUGACAUGUUGAUGCUCCACAAAAAGCUUGAUAGAAUUUAGGGCUGCCCCACUCAGUCAGAACAUAGUCAGAACAUUCUUGAUCGACCUAAAAAGGAAUCACGCACACACCUCACAGGAAAUGUCAGUUAGUCAGUCAUGGAAACACUUUUAGUUUCGCUUUUUGUCAUGCACAAAAUCCAAAGCGCAGGCAGGUAACAGGAAAAUAUUUGUGCCUGUCAUUCAUAAAUCUCAGACAUGGCUUUUCAUUUGAAAUAUGCAAGUAGCCUAAUGCUGGCCACUUGGCAUGGCCGCUGUCUUCAGUCAGUCUACUUACUAGUGGUUGCAGCACAAUCAGAAUAAUUACCUCUUUUGCUGCUGUCUUUAACAGGCAGUACACUUUGUCCAUGAGUUUGUAUAAUUUCCCUUUCAAAGGUUAUGGUUUGUUUGUUUUUGUCUUCUCUGAUAUGUAGCACGGUGUUAAUGGUGUUACUUAUAAUGUUCUGUCUCAGCCUUCAAACCAGUACAUUUCAAAAAUAUGUUUAAAAAGAUUUUUUAAUAAUUAGAGCGACAUCAUAAAUGUGCAACAAAUACUCAACUAGGAAGAUCUUUGGUCAGGGGCAGCCCUAAUAGAUUUAAUGGGUAAUAAAGAUUUUUUUUAAAGUAUUUUUUAGAAAACUGCAUUUCAGUAAGUUAAAUUAAGUCAAAAAUGGAAUCCACAACUCUUUCAUGGCCUCAUGGGAAAAUAAAAACUUAGUUAGCAAAUUGAAAGUACCUAGUAUCUGCAAAACGUGAUUCACCAGUAAAAAAAAAAUUGACCAGUGAGAUGUGCAAGCUGAAUAUGUGCUUUAACCUAAUGCAUCAAAAUGCUGGUAAUGUAUAAAUAUGACUCGUAUAGAGGUAAUAGUGUAUUUUUACAAGUGAGUGUUAAUUGUGAGCCAAAGUACUGAAUGCUGAGAUCAAGCUAAAGACGGGGUUUAGAAUUAGCAGGCUUUGCACAAAACAAAUGGCCCAAGCCACAUUAAUGGAGCUUAAUUCAUUUUAAGUCGCCUUAGUGGUGACGUGUUAUUGAUUUACUGUUUGGGGGGUUUCCUAAAAAUUUCCCUUUUUCAGUGCCCUUUAAUUUUUUUUUUUGUUUUUCCCUGUACAAAGGUUUAUGUACGCUAGGCUGUGCAUUUUAAAAGAAAAGAUUUCUGCUGUGCAAAGUACCUUUGCUAAAAUUCUGAGACAUUGUCGUGUAUUGUAUUUGUGUUUGUUUCUUUGUUGUUUCUGCCAAAAGGGGGUGUGGUUAAAAUGAUGCUUAAAGAAAGACCAUUAAUAGAGCUAUUACAUCAUCUAAAAUGUUAAGGCUGGUUUCUUGGAUUGCCAUUAAGCCUAAUCCUUUAACUAAAACCGUCUUCAAAGGAUGAAAGCUGUAUGGAA
This is a messenger RNA of Archocentrus centrarchus (flier cichlid), 5112 nucleotides long. RefSeq names its product BEN domain containing 5 (gene bend5). Gene Ontology annotation, biological process: negative regulation of DNA-templated transcription. The record is from RefSeq and is a predicted model, not a curated record. The transcript has 6 exons. The coding region runs from base 1 to 1353 and encodes 450 amino acids. Gene Ontology annotation, molecular function: DNA binding. Lineage: Eukaryota; Metazoa; Chordata; Actinopteri; Cichliformes; Cichlidae.